AUGAAUUCUCUUUUUUUAGAACCUACAGAAGAAGAUAGAUAAACACAGAACUGUAAGGUUCAUAAAGGAUGUCCUUUGAUAUUUUAUGAAGUUUAAUAAAGGGCAUCACACAGCCCAAUAGUAUGUGCUAAAUGUGUAACUCAAAAUGAUUUACAAGGAAGGAAUUUAAUGAUUAUUGAGGAAAUAUUAAAUUGCAAUGACAAUAGUGUGUUUUAAAAUUGGCCUAUUAUAGAAGAUAAAUCUAUAUUGACCGAGUAUAAAAAUAUUUUAGAGCAAGCGGAUUUAAGAAAAUGCCCAAUAACCAUUUUAGAUUAGUAUUUUGAUAAUCUUUAGUAGAAAAUAAUUGAGAAAAUAUCCCAAUGCAAAAAAAAGAUUUAUGUAGACAUUGAUAAUCUUUUCAUCACAAGAGAUGGCAUUAAAGACAUAUACAACAACGUUUCUCAAAAGAACUACUUUAGAGAGCUCACCUAAGAUUUUAAAAAUGGAGAGGAGGAAAGUUUUAUAAAAAUUUAGUAGCUUAUUUAAGAUGUUAAUAACAAGUGCAAAGAAAAUAGCUAAACACUUACAAAAGCUUAUAAUUUUUAUAAAAAUUCAGAGUUUGCUUUAUAGCUCUAAAUACCAAAUUUAUAUAUGGAGGAUAUGCUUAAUAUAAUUAAUUAAUUACAAGAUUGGUUUUUAAAGGGCUUCUAAGUAGAUUCUUCAACUCAAUUUCAAAGAAAAAAAUAUGAUUACAAUGACACAAUAAAAGAAAUACUCUCACUGGUAAAUAAUCCUACUAACUUUUGUAAAGACUCAUUCUUGAAAAAGCUGGAGAUCUGUUUGCAGAAAGUAGGACCAGCUUUACCAAGAAUCGAACCUAAUUCUUAUUUGAAAGAAGGAAAAGAGAGGCUUGAUUUUACUGUGCUGCAAGAAGAGUAAUUUUAAAUCUAUGAAAAAUCAAUAAGAAACAUCAUGAACAUAGAAAAUUAGAUUAAAAAAAUAAGUGAGGAUAAAGUGAAAAACAGUGAAAUUUUUGAAAAUGUUGAUGUUUUAUAAAAGGAGAUUCAAUCAAAUUUAAAACAAUUUUACUUUUUAUCUUAAAGACAAUUUACAGAAAUAAAACAAAAGAAUAAAUUUGAAAUAGAUCUUACUUAUAAAUGUUCAUUUUAGAAGUCAAAGUAAGAUGGUUUUUCAUAGUCCCACCAAAAAAUAGAAAGAAAUGCUUAAAAUAUAUUAGAAAUUACAACAAAAGAUUCUGGUUGGAAUGUGUAGAGUCAUUACGAUACGUUGAUAAAUCCCUUUACCAAAUAUAGAAUAGUUGUUUAAUUAGAGCCAUAUUCGUCUUUUUAGCAAUCAUAUGAAUUCAAUAUAGGAAUUCAAAAAGAAAAAAGCUGCAAUAAUCAGUGGGUAAGCUCUUCUCCAUACUUCUUCUCUAAUACAAGUGACUGUAAAUUUGAACAUGCAACCAAAGGAUUAGCUUUAUGCAACACUCAAAUUAAGCAUGACAAAAAAAUGAGGUAAUUAGAAUUUCAAAUGUGUAUUUCAGAAAAGCAUUUUCUGAUUGCUGAUUACCCUGAAUACAGUAAUGUCACAACAGCAACAGAAGAACAAUUAAAUGAUCUUGAUUAAUCCAAAAAUUACAAAUUAGGAAUCGAAAUUAAAUCAAUAUAAAAAGUUAAGAUAUUAAAAUUCUUAGAAGUUUCUUCAUUCCCUACAAUAUAGUGA
This is a messenger RNA of Tetrahymena thermophila SB210, 1704 nucleotides long. Its product is annotated as glycoside hydrolase family 1 protein. Lineage: Eukaryota; Ciliophora; Oligohymenophorea; Hymenostomatida; Tetrahymenidae. The transcript has a single exon. The record is from RefSeq and is a predicted model, not a curated record.